Tachysurus vachellii is the source of this 2059-nucleotide messenger RNA. RefSeq lists its product as uncharacterized. Lineage: Eukaryota; Metazoa; Chordata; Actinopteri; Siluriformes; Bagridae. The record is from RefSeq and is a predicted model, not a curated record. Bases 66 to 803 code for a protein of 245 amino acids. The transcript has 7 exons.
GAACGCUAUAAAUAUACUGUGAGGGUGGAAAGCUGUAAAGCAUCCUCAUCACACAGUGGGUUGACAUGUCUGACAGAGCUUUUACUCUUCUCAUCCUUUCUCUGGCACUUCAAAAUGUAUGUACUGGAUUUGAGGUGUGGACAUUAUUGCAGAACAAUUUCAAUGAUAACAACACAGUCAAUAUCAUAUGCCAACAUAAUGCAUUGGAAGACUGGACUAUACAUGCCGAUGUGUUAAUUAACGACCAGAAGGUGUGCGUCAACGACCAAAACAACACAGCAUGUGAAGGGAUAAAACAAGGAAACCAGUUCAAUUUCACACUGAGAAUGACUGCUGAGCAAAAAGGACUUCCGUGUCAUUGCAUGGUUUAUAGAACUUCCCCACUCCCCAUCCAGCUGAGAAAGGGAGAAAAAAUUAGGUUGGUCCCAGGAUGUGAUUGUCCCCCAUUGAUACCUACUAACCAUCAAACAAUCAAGGACAUGGAAAUGGGCAAUGAUUACAGUCAAUCUGCUGUAACUGGAUAUCUCAUCUGGCUUCUGCUUGGAACUGCACUUCUGCUGUGUUUCUACAGUCUGAUUAUAACUGUUGUUUAUAUCAAACUAAGGAUCAGGAUUUCAAAAGAACUUCAAAUAACCUAUGUUCCAAUGCAGAAAAAGUGUGUUAAACCCAAGAAGAAAGUGAAAGGACACGUAUCAGACAAGAACGAAGAAUACAUGUACAUGCGUGAGGUGCAUCAACAAGUACAACCCAUCAGAGACGUUAACCACAACUCUCGCCUGAAUCCUGUGGGCUCUACUGUCUGAUCCGUACAAUGACUUGGAUUUUUAACACAGAAAUGAAGCUGUAGUAGACAUAGUAUUCACCUGAAUAAGGAAAAGAACAGCACAGUGUAAUCCAUAUGUUUAAGACAUUGCUGCACUAUUUGUAUAGCAGUAAAGGCAAAGGUUAAAUCUAUCAAAUAAUUAACAUAACAUAUUAAAAUAUGGUAUCAUCCUUAUUCUAGCCAAAUAGCACAUUUUUCAAACAUAUUCUUGCUGUACCUUAUGCUUGUACCUUCACUAUCUUGAUUCUAGGCUGAUAUUGUUUAUACAACAAUGCUAUAUAUUACAUUUGGACAUUUCUCAUAGACGUUCAGUAUAAAAAGCAUUGAGAGUGUCACUGUAAUGACUGUAGAUUUAGAUCCCUAAUGAGCCAGGAGAUUUGAGAGGAACCAGACUGAUAUACUGUAAGAACCCAGAGAAAUCAUUACUCUUUUACAAGUUAUACUAUUAAGUCAAACAGUACCCAGUGUUAUGGAAUGAUGUUCAGCAUGAGCAUUUUCUCUCAGGAUGAACACAGAACAGUUUCUAUAAUCACAACAGCUGUUGAUAUCUAUUCUGUUUUUAAAAGACAAGAUGUAGUUAAUCACAUCAGUAAUUUGACUGAAUUAUUCAGUAAUUGUGCCAAAAGUAGCAUAAAUGAAUGUAUGCUGUGCAAUAAUCGUAGCAAUGAGUGCAUUUAUCUGUUAUAACUUUGGCUUGUUAAUCUUUCAAACUGCUAUAUUUAACUAAUUACUAUAUGGACACCUGGCCACCACACAUACAGUAUAUGUGCUUAUAGAGUGUGAAGUCUUGAAUGUCUUUGUAUGCUGUAGCAUAACAGUUUCCCUUCACGGGAACUAAGAAGCCCAAAUCUGUUCUAAGACGUAAAUGUUCCUGCGCUCAAAGUGAGGUCCUGGAAGACAUGGUUUGCCAAGUGUGGAAGAACAUCUGUGAAAUGGAAUCCAGACCCAUUCAACCCAACUGAACACCUUCAGGAUGAACCGGAUCCUUGAUUCCCCCUGGCCUUCUAUCCUAACAUCAGCACAUGACCUCACUAAUGAUCUUUUGGAUGAAAGCCACGCUCCAAGAUCUAGUAGAAAGCCUUCCCAGUAGAGUGAAACUUCUUACAACAGCAAAGACUAAAUGUAUUAGGGGAUGUCCCUCAAGCGCAUAGACGCAUGGCGGUCAGGUGUCCACAAAUGGUAUAGCUGAUGUAGUUGGCAUUUCUGUAAUUAAAUUCAACUGUUUCUUCUUUACAA